AUGACUUCUUCUUACGACCAUUCCAGUAUGGAUCAUGGUGACAUGGGUGGCCAUGACGAUAUGUGCUCAAUGAAUAUGUUAUUCUCCUGGUCUUACAAGAAUACAUGCGUGGUAUUUAAGUGGUGGCACAUCAAAACAAUCCCUCAUCUUGUAAUCAGUUUUGCAGCCAUAUCAUUUUUGGCGUACCUUUAUGAAUACCUCAAAUAUUACUCCUUCAAGUCUAUGAACAAUCAGUCUUCAUCUUCAAACAAUGCAACGACUGCGGGCUCUUUGAAAUUGAAGAAAAGCAUAUGGUAUGGUAUCCAGGUUGGGUUCUCCUUCAUGCUUAUGCUUGUAUUUAUGACAUACAAUGGUUGGUUGAUGAUUGCUGUCGUUGUAGGAGCUAUGUGGGGGCACUAUUCUUGGGGUGCUGCGACCGAGGUCGCCCCGAGAAACUCACUCGCAUGCCAUUGA
Messenger RNA from Lachancea fermentati, 453 nucleotides. Lineage: Eukaryota; Fungi; Ascomycota; Saccharomycetes; Saccharomycetales; Saccharomycetaceae. The record is from the annotation of a GenBank genome assembly.